UUGCAGGUCCCGGAGGACUUCAUCUCCCGGGAGCUCUUUGACACCAUCCAGGUGUAUGUCAUCACAAAACCCGAGCUGCAGAACAAGCUGAUCACCGUGACGGCCAUGGAGAAGAAGCUGAUUGGCUGCCCUGUCUGUAUCGAGCACAAGAAGUACAGCCGAAACGCUCUGCUCUUCAACUUGGGCUUCGUGUGCGAUGCCAGAGCCAAGGCCUGUGCACUGGAGCCCAUAGUGAAGAAGCUGGCUGGCUACCUCACCCCCCUCGAGCUGGAAAGUGGCUUCAUCUCCAACGAGGAGAGUAAACAGAAGCUGGUUCCCAUCAUGACCAUCCUGCUGGAGGAGCUGAAUGCCAAAGGAAAGUGCACCCUGCCCAUAGAUGAGUCCAACACCAUCCACCUGAAGGUGAUCGAGCAGCGCCCAGACCCCCCCAUCGUGCAGGAGUAUGAUGUCCCCGUCUUCACCCAAGACAAGGACGACUUCUUCAACUCCCAGUGGGAUCUCACCACGCAGCAGAUCCUGCCGUACAUCGAUGGUUUUCGGCACGUCCAGAAGAUUUCUGCAGAAGCUGAUGUUGAGCUGAACUUGGUGCGCAUUGCUGUGCAAAACCUGCUGUACUACGGGGUCGUCACACUUGUCUCCAUACUCCAGUACUCCAAUGUCUACUGCACCACACCGAAGGUCCAGGACCUGGUGGAUGACAAGUGUCUCCAGGACGAGUGUCUGUCCUACGUCACCAAACAAGGGCACAAGCGAGCCAGCCUCAGGGACGUCUUCCAGCUGUACUGCGGGCUGAGCCCUGGCACGACGGUGCGAGACCUCAUCUCCCGCUACACCCUGCAGCUCCAGAGGGUGGACGAGAGGAGGCUCAUCCAGUUUGGCUUGAUGAAGGGCCUUAUCCGGCGGCUCCAGAAAUACCCCGUCAAGGUUGCCCGGGAUGAGCGGAGCCACCCAGCCCGGCUGUACACGGGCUGCCACAGCUACGAUGAGAUCUGCUGCAAGACUG
Phaethon lepturus (White-tailed tropicbird) is the source of this 1003-nucleotide messenger RNA. It is a transcript of the gene NPRL2, whose product is annotated as nitrogen permease regulator-like 2 (S. cerevisiae). The record is from RefSeq and is a predicted model, not a curated record. NCBI's taxonomy places the organism in Eukaryota, Metazoa, Chordata, Aves, Phaethontiformes, Phaethontidae. Gene Ontology annotation, molecular function: GTPase activator activity. Gene Ontology annotation, biological process: negative regulation of TORC1 signaling; cellular response to amino acid starvation; positive regulation of autophagy. The transcript has 9 exons. The annotation marks the transcript as partial. Gene Ontology annotation, cellular component: vacuolar membrane; GATOR1 complex.